This is a messenger RNA of Echinostoma caproni, 1023 nucleotides long. The record is from the annotation of a GenBank genome assembly. Lineage: Eukaryota; Metazoa; Platyhelminthes; Trematoda; Plagiorchiida; Echinostomatidae.
AUGCAAUUGGAUUCGUCAUUAAAACGAGUGGAACUUCAUGUACAUCUGGACGGAUCACCCAGGCCAAAUACCAUAUUUGAACUAGCCCAAAGAAAAGGAAUCAAGCUAUCGUUUGCAAAUUCUGUUGCACUUGAAAAUGCACUGCAGCCGAAAGAACCAUACUAUCUGGGCCACUUCUUACGAUCCUUUGAGUAUAUUUUGCCCGUUUUUGAAGGUGAUAAGAAGGAAGCAAUAGCUCGUCUGAGCGAAGAAUUUGUAGAGGAUUGUAAAAUCCGAAGUAAUUUGUGCUACGUGGAGACCCGAUUUUCGCCUCAUUCGUUAGCGGGGAACAGAAUGAGUGCAGAUGAAGCAACCACCGUCGUGCUGGAAGCUCUUACACGCGCCGCUGUUAAACACAAUGUUCAAGUUCGUCUAAUUUUGUGCAUUUUGCGCGAUAAACCGGAGAAUGCGUUUGAGGUUUUGGAUUUGGCACGAAAAUAUCGUCCACACGGUGUGGUAGGUAUCGAUCUGGCCGGUGAUGAAGGCAAAUGGAUGACAACCAAGUUUUCAGAUGAGAUUGUCCAAGUGUUUGAACACGCCAAAUCAGAAGGUAUUCAUCGGACUGUUCAUGCGGGUGAGAAUGGACCGGCUUGUGCCGUCGAAAACGCAGUUAAACAGUUGCACGCCGAAAGAAUCGGACAUGGUUACAGUGUGUUAAACGAUGUUCAUAUCCUCGACUUCGUAAAACAGAAGAAUAUACACUUUGAGCUAUGCCCAACAUCAAGCCUAAUGACCGGUGCCGCUAAACGAGGAUCCGUACACCCUUUGCAUCAUUUUGCUUCAGCCGGUAUGAACUACUCAAUAAAUACAGAUGAUCCAACGAUAACGGGUCGAUGGUUGGAUCAGGAACUGCAAUUUUGUGUUGACGGCCUUUCUGUGAGUGCGGAUCUACAAGAAGCCCAAAUCAAUGCUGCCCAAGCUGCAUUUUUGGACGUCGAAGAAGAUCGAGAAGCGCUAGUGAAUCACGUUCGAAACCGCAUUUGA